UUCUCAGUGCACAAAAGCGUUUCAGUGCACGUCCUACUUGUAAAGCUCUACAGCAGGGCGAUUUUGCGCGUUCCCGUGACUCUCGCCAUAGAAAACAAAGCUGAACGUCUUCCAUAACAGCUAGGGGUGCAGACUUGAGGAAUAUACGAAUUUAACCUGGACACAUCGAAUAUGGAUUUACAGUGGGUGUAGCAUCGUUGGAGACUGAGCCCUCUCGGCUGGGGUGACAGCAGGACAUUAGCGAAACCGACGAAAAUAACAUCAGUGUGUUUUUUUUCUCGGGGUGCUUUGUCUUGUCCACCUAACGAUAGCAAACCAUCAUUCCCAUUUCAAUUGCAAGAUAUUCAGCUAGUGAUUACUAGCUGCCGCCGGGAUGUAUCAUCAUGUUGUCACCUAAAACGGACUGCUAGGACGACGGAUUGUGAAGGAUAAGCUGAAAACCUCGCCGAGGUCCUGACGGGUUGUCACCGGGACCUGAAUCUGUGUUAGCCACAGUCGCGGAACCCACUGUUUUCGGCGAUAUGGCGGAGCAAGGCUACUCAUCUUGGGCGUACUCCCUAGUUGACUCCAGCCAGGUGUCCACCUUCCUCAUCUCCAUCCUUCUCAUUGUCUAUGGCAGCUUCAGGUCAUUAAACAUGGACUGUGAGAACCAGGAGAAGGACAAAGACGGCAACCCCACGACAACGGGGGCUUUUAAUAACAGCAACACAAACAACAGUAUUCAGACUAUAGACUCCACACAGGCCUUGUUCCUGCCCAUAGGAGCCUCAGUGUCUCUGCUAGUCAUGUUCUUCUUCUUUGACUCAGUACAAGUGGUCUUCACCAUCUGCACUGCAGUUCUUGCAACAAUUGCAUUUGCAUUCCUCUUGUUGCCAAUGUGCCAGUAUCUGACCAGACCCUGCUCCCCGCAGAACAAGAUUUCCUUCGGCUGCUGUGGGCGUUUCACACUGGCUGAGCUCCUCUCCUUCUCCCUCUCCGUCAUGUUGGUGCUCAUCUGGGUGCUGACUGGACACUGGCUUCUCAUGGACGCUUUAGCCAUGGGCUUGUGUGUCGCUAUGAUAGCCUUCGUCCGGCUCCCCAGUCUGAAGGUGUCCUGCCUGCUGCUGUCCGGACUGCUCAUUUAUGAUGUGUUCUGGGUGUUCUUCUCAGCCUACAUCUUUAACAGUAAUGUGAUGGUCAAAGUCGCCACUCAGCCUGCUGAAAAUCCCAUAGACGUCCUGUCCAGGAAGCUCCACUUGGGGCCCGGGAUGGGCCGCGACGUCCCUCGCCUCUCCUUACCUGGAAAACUGGUCUUUCCUAGCUCCACAGGAAGUCACUUCUCCAUGCUGGGAAUAGGAGACAUCGUGAUGCCAGGGCUGCUCUUAUGCUUCGUCCUGCGUUAUGAUAACUACAAAAAACAAGCCAAUGGGGAGGUCCCGGGGCCCGGUAACAUGUCCGGACGCAUGCAGCGCGUCUCCUAUUUCCACUGCACUCUCAUCGGAUACUUUGUGGGUCUGCUGACAGCCACUGUGGCUUCUAGGAUCCACCGUGCUGCUCAGCCUGCUCUGCUCUACUUGGUGCCCUUCACCCUGCUGCCUCUGCUCACUAUGGCCUAUCUGAAGGGGGAUUUGCGGCGCAUGUGGUCCGAGCCCUUCCACGCCAAGACCAGCAGCUCCCGCUUCCUGGAGGUAUGAUGCACCCUGGGAUCCACAUGGAGCAGCGCGCGGGGAGGACUGCGGAUCCUUUACCUUAAUUUGAGGGAAGGAGAGAGGGCGCACUCACAGUGAGGCCGUGUCGUCAUCACUUGUUCAUGCUUUCCGCCAAUCUUCUGUGAAAAAAAAAAGAACCCUCAGAAGGACACCAGUGUGUGGAUCACAACGCCCCCAGAAAACACGACUCAUCCAUGGUCUCUACAUCCUCUCCUGUUUCAUCUGCGUUUCCUCUUUUCUGUUUAUUUCCUCUUCGUUACAGCACAUCCUGCCCUCUGUAGUUUCUGUUCUGGCCCCCUCCUCUUUUUUUCCGUUUUCCUCUCUUCUAUAGUCGCCACUUCCCUCCCUCCAUUCAUCGGGCCUCUCUUUUCUUCCUUCUUCUUUUCUCUGCAUCUCUUUUGUCGCCGACUCAGAUGAACUCGAGGGCCAGGCCUCCCCCCUCCACCUUUUUGUGGACUUUGGGUUGUGAGACGUGGCUGGGGUUUAUAUAUAUUUUUUUAGCAUUGUCGUGGUCAUUAUUAUUAUUAAUAUUAUUAUUCUUGAACGAUUAAAAAACAAACAGAGAAGAGGUGGAGCGUUGCGGCGGCACAGGACAGUGCUCGGGAGCAGCGACAAAGAACAGGAGAAGAGUCUUCCCCCUCCAUUUUUCCUCCCCUAUCGUCCCUCCACACCGGCUCCUCCCCAGCGCUCCCACCCUCCUCCUCCUCUGUUCAUCUGCUGUCCCCAUCCCCCACCCUCACAGAUAACUAUGUAUUUUAUUUAGAAAAGUUUUAUUCUUGACAUAUACAGAAAUGAUGCAUUAUAAAUUGUUAAGCUGCCCCCUGCGUUUGAGGGGCCGCUUCUAUUUGUAUAUAUGUGUAUUUGCGGUAUCUUGAGUUUGUAUUUGUGUUUGGGCGCAUGUUGAACAGGGCGGGAAACUGGCGCCAGCCAACAGUUGGAUUCUGGUUCAAUUUUCAAAUCAACUGGUGAGCAAACAUCUUUUUAAGACUGUUUUCUAAAGUUUGUUGGCUCGUGUUAUUGAAAAGCAGCUGAUGGAUUUUUUCUGUAGGUGGAGGAAAAACAUCAAAAUCAGCAGCUGGUUGAAGAAAACGUUUCCUGCUCUAGUGUUAAAGCGUGAGUGUUUGUGUGUGUGGGAGAAAAUGAGCGAACGGUUGUUUUACUUGGUUUUUAUUUGUAAUAAUGAACAUGUUUAAGCAGCAGCAGUAGUCAGGUUUCCAUCGAGCUGGGCGUCUUUUGUGUCUAAAUUUACAGAAAAGAAAAAAAAAAGCAGACAGGGUCACUUAUUUGCAGACAGGUGGAAAUGUAAACAGUGUUUUUUCCUCGAAUAAAUGAAUGUUGAAUUAA
Molecule: messenger RNA, 3032 nt
Organism: Cheilinus undulatus (humphead wrasse)
Lineage: Eukaryota; Metazoa; Chordata; Actinopteri; Labriformes; Labridae
Gene: sppl3
Product: signal peptide peptidase 3
Exons: 11
Coding region: 522-1673 (383 amino acids)
Biological process (GO): membrane protein proteolysis
Cellular component (GO): lumenal side of endoplasmic reticulum membrane; Golgi-associated vesicle membrane; cytoplasmic side of endoplasmic reticulum membrane
Molecular function (GO): aspartic endopeptidase activity, intramembrane cleaving
Source: RefSeq, a predicted model, not a curated record